Messenger RNA from Nicotiana tabacum (common tobacco), 792 nucleotides. Lineage: Eukaryota; Viridiplantae; Streptophyta; Magnoliopsida; Solanales; Solanaceae. The record is from RefSeq and is a predicted model, not a curated record.
AUGCUCUUCGAUCAGGCUUUUUCCAAGUCUCGAGCUGAGCUUGCCCGAUGUGAAGAUGAGCUCAGGAAGCUUAUGUCAGAGAUGGACGAACUUAAGGUUUUCUAUGCCAAAAGAGAGGGGGAACUCAAUGAUCUUCGAGCUAGUUCUGUAAAGGCUUCCCAAUUGCGGACAGAGCUUGUCAAAAAGGCUGACCGGGUGGAGCAGCUUCGGGAUGAGCUUAAGACCAAAGAGGUUGUAACCCUUGAGUGCAAGCAAAAUAUGGACCGAUUAGCCUCUGAAAAAGAUAAUCUUCGGGAACAGCUGGCCUCGGCCGAGAGUCGGCUUUGGAGUGCAAAGGAAGAGGGUCAUAAACUUAAUGAGCUUCACAUUGAGGCGGCCGCUGAGUUAUCUAAGGUUAAGUCCGAAGCUGAUACGUUCGUGUCUUCUUACCAAACGGAUGUUGCAGCUGCCAAUGCACGGGCUAGGGAGAUAUCUGCUGCAGCUGAGCUUAAUUUAUCUUUCACCGUCAACCAUGCUCGGCUGGAAUCUCGAAGGCAUACUCUCGAGGAAGUACAUGCUAAAGGCUUUGACCUUUUUGUAGAAAUUGAGAAGGUGAAGGCUCUGGAAGAAGAGGCAGCUGCACUGCUUUCUACUGAUAAGGAUUCUGUCAGCGGCUCCGAGAGUGGGGAUGAUGAAGGCGAAGUCCCUGAGGGAGAAAAGGCCCCCAUAAAUCAGGCUGCCGAAGGUCAAACCACCGAAGAUGUAGUUUCGGUAGAUACUGCCCCCGAGCGAGUGACCCCGACGGUAGACUAG